AUGGAGCAAAUGCCCACUUAUGCUAGGUUCAUGAAGGAAAUGUUGACUAAGAAGAGAAAAAUUCUUGAAGAAGAGACUAUAGAGCUUGAGGCAGGAUGCAGUGCUAUUAUACAGAAGUCUCUACCUCAGAAGUCUAGAGAUCCAGGCAGUUUCACUCUCCCUGUAUCAAUUGGUAAUUUAUCAGUGAGUAAGGCACUCUUAGACCUUGGAGCUAGUAUUAACUUGAUGCCUUUAUUUAUGCUGAAGAAGAUAGGAGAAGUGGAAGUAAGACCUACCAGAAUGACCUUGCAGUUGGCAAAUAGAUCCAUCAAGCUUCCACAUGGUAUAGUGGAAGAUAUGAUUGUGAAGGUUGAUAAGUUUAUGUUCCCGGUUGAUUUUGUAGUAAUGGAUAUGGAAGAAGAUACAGAGGUUCCUUUGAUCUUGGGCAGACCAUUUAUGAAGACAGCUCGAGUUAUCAUUGACAUGAAUGAUGGAAAUUUGAAAGUGAGAGUCCAAGAUAAGGAAAGUUCAUCGCCACUAGAGAAGGCUUUGCUUAUCUCUAAUGAAGAAUUGGAUAAGUUCAUUGGUAAAGCUUGUCACUUGCCUGUGAAUUUGGAGCAUAAAGCAUUUUGGGACUUGAAGGCCUUGAAUUUUGAUAUGAAAGCAGCUGGUAAAAAGAGAAAAAUUCAAUUGCAUGAACUAGAAGAAAUGAGGUUGCAAGCUUAUGAGUCUUCUAGAUCUUACAAGCACAAAGCUAAGCUAUACCAUGACAAGAAAAUUCUGAACAGGAACUUCCAACCUGGCCAAUAA
Messenger RNA from Cajanus cajan (pigeon pea), 789 nucleotides. The record is from RefSeq and is a predicted model, not a curated record. NCBI's taxonomy places the organism in Eukaryota, Viridiplantae, Streptophyta, Magnoliopsida, Fabales, Fabaceae.